This is a messenger RNA of Linum tenue, 309 nucleotides long. The record is from the annotation of a GenBank genome assembly. NCBI's taxonomy places the organism in Eukaryota, Viridiplantae, Streptophyta, Magnoliopsida, Malpighiales, Linaceae.
AUGAGAGAUGUACAGAGACAACGACAUCAUCAACAACAUCAACCCUCAUAUGCUUCCCCUUGCCAAGUACAUCCAUGGCAACGGCAGCCCGGCAGCAUUCGGCUCUUCCAGCUCGGACCUGGCAGCUGUGCAGAGCUACGUGAAUCGACGGAGAAGAUAGAGAAGGUGGAACCCGGCCGCUCCGUGACGUACAGGGUCAUUGGUGGCGAUCUGAGGGACAACAAUCGUCGGCGGUGGGUUACCGUGAAAGUGUGGCCAGCGGUGGGUUUGAUUUCCCUAGAAGAUGCCCAACAAUGGCCGCGGAUGUAA